Saccharomycodes ludwigii is the source of this 2352-nucleotide messenger RNA. RefSeq names its product Atp22p (gene ATP22). Lineage: Eukaryota; Fungi; Ascomycota; Saccharomycetes; Saccharomycodales; Saccharomycodaceae. The coding region runs from base 1 to 2352 and encodes 783 amino acids. The transcript has a single exon. The record is from RefSeq and is a predicted model, not a curated record.
AUGUGUAGUCUUUUAAUUAGCAUUUCAUUUAAGAAAAAAACAUCAUAUUCUCGAUUAAUACGACAUUUAUCAUCCAUACCAAAAAUAACAACAAGAACAUCAACGCUUUGUGAUAUAAACCCCAAUUAUCCGAUUAAUACUGACAUUGCUUCCGUUGGUACCAUGCCAACAGUUACUUUAAAACCAGUUACUAAUAAUACCACUUCAAUACAUAACAUACAAAGAAAACCAGCAAAAAUAUAUCUGGAGGAAAAUCAAACCAAAAUAAUAGAAUGUCUUCAGCAGAAGGAUAUUUUUCAAUUGGUUAAAAUCAAAAGGAGAUUCCUAACUAAAUACGGCGGAGAAUUAAAUACACAUUUAUUUUUCAAAAAAUGGGGGGAUAAAAAAAUUUUAGUAAACUUCCCCAUCCUUGAACAAGAUUUCCCUGAGAUUGCAAUCAUUUUUAAUCUAAAUUUUAAGGGCGAAAACAUUUUAACUUUAUUCCAAAGGAUCAUAGACAAUAAAUUGGAAAUUUUCACAUUGGAAAAAAAAAUAAACCUGACUUUAAAAUUAAUAAAAUAUCAGCAUGAAAUAUUGAAAUAUACUGUCGGGAAAAAAAACUUGGAUAAAUCAAUCAUUCAUUUGCCCUUUACAAUGCAUAAGUGGUUGUUUGAAAAUGUGCCUAGACAAAAAUAUUAUCAAUUUUAUUCUACCCUAAUAGAAAAUAACGUCUAUUUAUCUGGUUAUGGUAUGAAUAAAAUAAGGAAUCAAAUGUUAAAAUACGGAUCAGAAUUAGAAAGGCAAUUAGUUACCUUUCAAUUAUUCCUUAAAAAAUAUAACAAUGACACAUGUAUUAUACCAAAGUUUGAUGAGUAUAGAUAUAAAUUGAUUAAUUUGUAUAGCUCUACAGAUUUGGCAUUAAUAACAGAAUUUAUGUUAUCAGAAAACCACAAAUUUGUAAUUGAGGAUUAUAAACUGUAUUUUGAUAUUUUAGUGAAAAAAAUUGAGACUGACAAUAUUGUUAAAAAACAUAAUGAUCCAGGUGUUUUCUUACUUUUCCACAAAAUUCUGCUAGAUUAUUUAUUGAAAAAUAAACAAUAUAAAACUUUUUUAAAGACUUUGAGUUCGUUUUUAGAGCAAUUUAAUGAUUUAAAUUUGACUUCAAAUAAAACAAAGAUGUCUAAAAAAAAAAGGCAAGAAACACUUCGAUUGUUAGAAGCUAUUUUUGUUAAAUUAAUACAUAUUUGUUCCAAAACACCAUCGUUAAAUAUUGAGGAGUUAUUAAAUUUUCAGGCAGACUUAAUUACAAAUAAAAACAACAAACUUAGUAGAAAAUCAAAAGAGAUUUUGAUGAAUCUUUUUUUAACUAAUGUUAUUAGUAGUUUCAAUGAUAUCACAAUUUUAUUUAAAUUUUUUGCUAAAUAUUUCCCAUCAUAUAUGAUACAAUUAAAAAAAUUGGGUGUAUUGGACUUAUUCAAGUACAGUUACACAAAUGCUGAUGAGAACAGUUACUGCGCACAAAAUAUUUCUAGUGGAAAAGUGAUGUCUUCAUCUUUGAUGCAUGAUUCUUUUUUAACGAUUAUAUAUCAAAAAUUUGUUAAUCCAUACAUUUUGGAAAAUAAAUCUGAAUACUAUAACAUGUACGAGAAAUAUGUUUGUUAUGUGAACCAAUAUCUGAAAAACAUAGAGUUCAAUCAGGGUGUUAUUAAUUGUUUUUUAUUUUGUAUCAAAAAUCUAUUGUUUCAAGAAACCUUGGCGUUUGAAAUUUUAAAUAAUUUUAUUUCGAGGAUACCUAAUUUGGAAAAAUUCAAGAUCAACACCUCACACACUACCCCCUUUGAUAUUGUUUUUUAUAAGAAUAAAACUUUAUCAAGUUCGCAAAUCAACCAAUUAUUGGUUUUAAUGCAAAAAUUAAAUUGUUCAUUGACAUUUAAAGUAAUUAGUGGUAUGAUUAUAAGAUAUGAACAAAUGAAAGAUUUACAAGAAGCUGAAAAGUGGUAUAAUAUUUUAUUGAAAGGUGGGUUCCUGAUAUGUGAUAAAAGAGUGAUUGUAAUUGCUUAUAAAAAUCAAUGGAAAUUGCCUACAAAUGUUACUAUAGCUAUACCAGAUCGUAAAAUUGAAAAUUUUGCUGACUAUAGAAAUAUGAUACAGAUAGUAAGAGAAGACAAGGAAAUUAUCAUAACACUAGGCGAAAGUGCAUCAGAAAAAGAGAUAAAAGAACAGCAAGAAAAUGUGGAAAAUUUACUUGAAGAGGAAUGCGAACAAGUUGUGGAGCAACAAGAAGAAGAGGAAGAAAUACAAGAUUUAACGGAAUACGAUAUGAAAAACGCAUUAUCUUGUUUAAAGCUAUUCAAGAAUCUUUAUAAUUCGUAA